GCGCUGCGCGGCUCGGCGCGGCUUGGACACCGCGCUGCGGCGCCGCGGACUCGUGUCCCCGGCCGAGGCGAGCGAGUUACCGCUUGCAAGCCCAGCUGCCUGGCAGGGCGAAAGAGAGACAAACUAAACGCCAACGAAACCCGAGCCGCUACUCCUGCUUGGUUUUAUUUUAUCUUCUGUAAUUAUUUCGGGAAAAGAUAACAACAACAACAACAACAAAAUACACCGCCGUGUUUUUAGCAAUUCGUGCUGCGUUUGCAGUUGUUUCCAGCACGCCCCUGAUAAACAAAGGAAAGGGGGGAGGGGGCCCGCGUUUCGCAGAAGACAUGCGUUCCGUCAGGAAGAGGUGGACUGUGUGCACCGUAAGUCUCCUCCUCAUCUUCUAUAAGACGAAGGAAAUAACGCGGACCGAGGAGCGCCAGGAGAUACCUCUCGCCGGAGAUGGUGAACUGAGUUUGAGUAGAUCAAUGAUCAAUAGCUCUGGUAAGAUAAUUCGAAAGGGUGGCUCCUCAAUCUUCCAACAUGCUGCAGAAGGUUGGAAAAUCAAUUCUUCUUUGGUAAUGGAAAUAAGGAAGAACAUACUGCAGUUCUUGGAUGCUGAAAGAGAUGUCUCAGUGGUCAAAAGCAGCUUCAAGCCAGGAGAUGUAAUUCAUUAUGUACUGGACAGACGUCGCACUCUAAACAUUUCUCAGGAUUUGCACAGCCUUCUCCCUGAAGUUUCUCCAAUGAAAAAUCGCCGAUUUAAAACGUGUGCAGUUAUUGGGAAUUCUGGCAUCCUUCUGAAGAGUGGUUGCGGAAAAGAGAUUGAUAACCAUGACUUUGUAAUAAGGUGCAAUCUAGCUCCUGUGGUGGAGUUUGCUGCCGAUGUGGGAACUAAAUCUGAUUUUAUUACCAUGAACCCAUCAGUUGUACAAAGAGCAUUUGGAGGCUUUCGGAAUGAGAGUGACAGAGAAAAAUUUGUGCAUAGACUAUCCAUGCUGAAUGACAGUGUCCUUUGGAUCCCAGCUUUCAUGGUCAAAGGUGGAGAGAAGCAUGUGGAGUGGGUUAAUGCAUUAAUCCUUAAGAAUAAAUUGAAAGUGCGAACCGCCUAUCCAUCACUGAGACUGAUUCAUGCUGUCAGAGGCUAUUGGCUGACAAACAAGGUCCACAUUAAACGACCCAGCACAGGUCUCCUCAUGUAUACACUUGCCACCAGAUUUUGUGAUGAAAUUCACCUGUACGGAUUUUGGCCAUUCCCAAAGGAUUUACAUGGAAAACCAGUCAAGUAUCACUAUUAUGAUGACCUGAAGUAUCGGUACUUUUCUAAUGCCAGUCCUCAUAGGAUGCCAUUGGAGUUUAAAACGUUGUAUGUGUUACAUAACAGAGGAGCACUUAAAUUAACAACAGGGAAAUGCAUACAGCAAUAAAGCAUAUGUAAAGUACAAUAAAUAUAGAAUACACACCUCAUAAUAAAGAUGUUGUGGAAUGACAGUGGGACCACAGUGGGGAUUUGUUUCAGUACCCACUAAGUCAUUGGAAAAAAGUGUUAUAUUAGAAGUACAUAACCAGCUGUUAUACCUGUAAAGUGCUAUAUAACUAAGCUGUUUUGACUGCAAGGGUUCAAGUAAGUGCCACUUUCACUAAGAACAAAGCUUGAAUGUAUGCUCAGUAGUGUUUACAGGAUGCAGUGACACAUUCAUCACAAAUUAAAGAAGAAAAAGAGCCUGACAAUUUGCAACUGUGAUCAGACAGCACGCACAAGAAUACCCAGUGGAUGGAAUAUUUACUUGAGUAAAUAAAUCAGGCUUUGGCAGAAAAUACCAUGAUGGAUUUGAGUAGAGAAAGUGAAGUCUGUAAUAUCAAACAAAUCAGUAAAUGCCUUCAGUCUGAGAACUGUUUCUAUAUUGUAUUAUAACCUCAACUUUUGUUGCUGUUUUUCUUGUGUGUUGGUUGGGGUUUGUUGCUUUUAAGUUUUGGAACCCUUACAAGAUUUCAAGGAUGUUAUGAGUAAUUAAAUUUUUUAUCUCAUGGAACUGUCAUAAAGAAAAAAAAUUUGUAACUGUGGGAGGGUCGAGGGGAACGUCAAAUAUUUUAUCAAGUGUUAUUAUGUUGUAUCCUGAUGUCACACAAUCCUUAACAUCCCAAUUGUUUUUCUAGCUAUUGUUGUCAGUACCCAUUACAUGAAACCAUUUUUGGUUUCAUUUUUGUCUGACUUAAAGAGAAGUUCUCUCCUGUACAGAUUUGAAGACAUGUGGGUGCCCUUGUUUUCAGUGCCAAAGAUUACUUUUUAUACACAUUUUUUCCUUAUCUUGGAGAAAUGGUGUGGAUUUAUGUUUCUUUGCUGCUUAAGGGAACAUAUUAUUUGUUAUUUAUAAUUUUGAAGCCUCUCAAAUCAAAGCCUCUUUACUGACUUCACAAAGAGAAUUCUUCAGAAAAAUCUGCAGGAGUAAAGAAAAUACUUCAUGCAUUCAAAUAUAUAUGUGUAUGUGUGUGUGUGUAUAUAUAUAUAUAUAUAUAUACAGUUUUAUUCUUGAUAGAAAGGAAAAGUCUAAAGAAACUCAGGUGACAGUGGA
Molecule: messenger RNA, 2552 nt
Organism: Hirundo rustica (Barn swallow)
Lineage: Eukaryota; Metazoa; Chordata; Aves; Passeriformes; Hirundinidae
Gene: ST8SIA4
Product: ST8 alpha-N-acetyl-neuraminide alpha-2,8-sialyltransferase 4
Exons: 5
Coding region: 327-1406 (359 amino acids)
Biological process (GO): oligosaccharide metabolic process; N-glycan processing
Molecular function (GO): alpha-N-acetylneuraminate alpha-2,8-sialyltransferase activity
Source: RefSeq, a predicted model, not a curated record